CGAAGGAAAAGGAGGGACUCGUCCUUAUUCGACUCCCCGGAAUUAUUUGACACACUCUCUCUCUCUCCCUCUCUCUCUUUCUCUCUCUCUCCUCUUUCUCCUUCCAGUCUUCUGUCUUGUCUCUUUCUUUCCCCAUACCAUUACUUCGGUCCCCCUGUCCGUCUCCCACAUCCCCCUCAUCAAUCCCUUUAAUUAGCCCCUCUCAUCUUCCCUCUAAAAUCUCCUCUUAUCCCCUUCAGCUCUCGAGUAGAGGAACAAUAAUGGUGGCCAAGAAGCCAAGAAUAGUGAUCGUCGGGGCGGGGAUGGCGGGGCUUACCGCCGCCCACCGCCUCUACACCUCCACCGGUGACCUCUUCGACCUCUGCGUCGUCGAGGCCAGCGACCGGAUCGGCGGCCGGAUCCUAACCGCUGAGUUCGCUGGCGACCGCGUCGAGAUGGGCGCCACCUGGAUCCACGGCAUUGGCGGCAGCCCCAUCUACGCCAUGGCCCAGGACCUCCAGGCCCUCGCCGACCCCCGUCCAUGGGAGCGCAUGGACGGCUUCCCCACCGACCCCCUCACCGUCGCCGAGGGCGGCGCCGUCGUCGAUCCAUCACGCGUCGUCGCCCCCGUCACCGCCCUCUACCGCCGCCUCAUGGACUCCGCCCGCGCCGGCGACGCACCCGUCGACCCCAAGGACCCCGGCGUCGGCUCCUUCCUCCGCCGCGGCCUCGAAAGGUACCGCGCUUCCCGCAGCGACGCUGGCGGCGGCGGCGGCGGCGAGGGCGACUGGACCCUGGAGGCGCUGGAGGACGCCGUCUUCGCGAUCCACGAGAACACGGAGCGGACCUGCACCUCGGCCGACGACCUCAGGUGGCUGGACCUCGCCGCGGAGAGCGAGUACCGGGACUUCCCCGGCGACCAGAUCACGAUCGCCAAGGGGUACUCGCGCAUCGUGCAGACCCUCGCGGCUGCCAUCCCCCCGGGCGUGAUCCGGUUUGGGCGGCGGCUCCGCCGCGUCGAGUGGUGCCCCGAUGGAGGCGGGAGCGGCGGCCCCGUGAGGCUCCACUUCGAGGGGGAUUACACCCCGAUGGCUGCGGAUCACGUGAUCGUCACGGUGUCGCUGGGGGUCCUCAAGGCGGGGAUGGGGCUGGGGAAGGAGGUCUGCUUGGGGUUGCCGCCGGGCCCCGGUGUGGUGUUCUCCCCGGCCCUUCCGGAUUUCAAGCGGGGCGCGAUCGGACGGCUGGGAUUCGGCGUGGUGAACAAGCUCUUCAUGGAGAUGGACGAUGAUUCGCAGCGGUUCUUCCCGUUCCUCCAGAUGGCGUUCGACCAGGCGGAGUCGUCGGCGAGACACGUGGCGAAGAUCCCGCGGUGGAUGAGGAGGACGCACUCGAUCUGCCCGAUCUACGGCGGAUCGAGGGUGUUGUUGGCGUGGUUGGCUGGGGAGGAAGCCAUGGAGCUCGAAUUGCUGAGCGACGAGGAGAUCAUCCGCGGUGCCCACGCCACGCUGGACGCCUUCCUGCCUACCGUCCACCCGCGGAUCGCCCGGGUGAAGCGGACCGGCUGGGCCAGGGAUCCGCUCUUCCUGGGCUCUUACAGCUACGUGGCCGUCGGAUCCAGCGGCGACGACCUGGACCUCAUGGCGGAGCCUCUGCCGCGUGAAAGCGGCGGCGGAGGAGACGGUGCUCCGCCGCCGCUGCAGAUAUUAUUCGCCGGGGAGGCCACACACAGGACGCACUAUUCUACCACGCACGGGGCGUAUUUUAGCGGCAUCAGAGAGGCUAACCGGCUACUCCAGCACUAUCGCUAUACCAGCAGCUUCGUACAAUAUUAGUCAUCAUUAAAUUUAAUCAAUAGAUAGUUAUCACCCCAGUAUUCUUAAUUAAAGCUUAUGUAAUAGAGGGAGGGAGGGGAAGGUGAGGUUUGGGAGGGUGGGCACGUCUAUGAGAAGUAUUUUUUUUUUUUUUUUUUUUUGGCCCUUUUUUCCCUCUUUGCUCGCUGUUUUUCUUGAAUUUUAACUUGCCCCAUAUUUCUGUUGUGUCUUCAUCUCUCUUGUUUUAUCUUGUUCUUUUGACCGGUGAUUGGUUCAAACACUGAGCUUAUUCCCCUUCCAGGGCUUGUUUGGAUGCCCAAACAAGAUAUGUAGGCUGUGGUCGUAAUCUGCUCCAAAGUUAUAUAAAGAAAGACAUCGUGGAAUCAGUCUGGAGAGAAAAAGGAGAACAUGGGCCUGAGAAUGGUCCCUACCAAGACCACCAUGAUAUCACAAAGCAAAUGAUUUUUUUUU
This is a messenger RNA of Elaeis guineensis (African oil palm), 2261 nucleotides long. Its product is annotated as polyamine oxidase 1. The record is from RefSeq and is a predicted model, not a curated record. Gene Ontology annotation, molecular function: polyamine oxidase activity. NCBI's taxonomy places the organism in Eukaryota, Viridiplantae, Streptophyta, Magnoliopsida, Arecales, Arecaceae.